GCGCAACGAGGUGUCCAACAUCAUGGUGCUACGUGCGUUCUGGAACAUCGGCGCUGGGUUGGUGUAUCGGCUGGCGAACAAGCAGUCGAUGGGCAAAGGAGUCAUGGGCGUGAGCUAUCCGUCCGUGUGGAAGGGGAGAGCGGGACUGCUUGACUGCGAUGUCAAUCUCCACCUUAAUAAUGCGUCUUUCCUCUACAACAUGGAGCUCGCGCGUUGGCACCUUACCGCUGCCAAUGGCAUCUUGUGGCAGGCAAUCAAGAACCGCCGCAUGGUCCUCGUGGGCUCGCAGGCUGUUCGCUAUCGCCAUGCCAUCCCUCCUUUCCACGCGUACGAGAUCAAGACGCAGGUGAUAUACUGGGACGACGACUGGAUCUACCUGUUGCAUCGCUUCCAGGACCCCACGACUGGAAAGCAGUUCGCGGAAGGGCUCGUGCGUGGCGUCAUAAUGAAAGGCCGUCGUCGGGUAUCUGCGAAUAAGCUUUUUGCAGAAGUGAGUGACGGCGAGAUGAUUGAAGCACCGAACGAGAUACCCGAAGUGGUGAAAAGCUUUUUACAGUGGGACAGUGCGUGCAAUGUCAGUAUGCGAGAUGCUGGUCAGAAGGCCGAGCUGGAACUGGAGUCAAGCCCGCCUUCGCCCCCGCCCGAGAAGGUCAGCGCUCGCAUCUGGCAGGAAAUGAAGAGGUCCAUGAACUUGCCGUAG
Messenger RNA from Phytophthora infestans T30-4, 700 nucleotides. RefSeq lists its product as uncharacterized. Lineage: Eukaryota; Oomycota; Peronosporomycetes; Peronosporales; Peronosporaceae. Bases 23 to 700 code for a protein of 225 amino acids. The transcript is spliced from 2 exons. The record is from RefSeq and is a predicted model, not a curated record.